Molecule: messenger RNA, 513 nt
Organism: Porites evermanni
Lineage: Eukaryota; Metazoa; Cnidaria; Anthozoa; Scleractinia; Poritidae
Source: the annotation of a GenBank genome assembly
AUGGACAUCUGGCGUGCAGUGUGGCUUACUCAGUUUAUCAUUGUGUUUAUAAUCAACGCCUUCACUCUCUUCGUCUUUGUAAGGAACCGCCAUCUACGCAGGCGCAACAAGUACUUGAUAAUGAACCUAACUGUGGCUGAUUUACUGAUAGCAGCCAUUUCAGGACCUGAAAACAUUCUGCUUCUUAAAGCAAGCAAAAGACCGAAAAGAGGCUUCGGGGUUUUACAUGUAUAUUUAAUAAUCUCGGACAUGUGUUGGAUAGCUUCACUGGCUAACCUAGUUUUAAUUUCUUUAGAGCGAUUGCACGCAACACUUUACCCAUUUAAGCAUUGCUUAGUUAGGAAAGGUAUUUACCAUAAGAUUAUCAUUUUUAGUUGGUUCGGAGCUUUGACUCUAGCAUGUGGUCUACAAAUCAGUCGCAUGAUUGAUGUCCCCCUCGCAGAUCGAUACCCCUGGGUAAUUUAUAUUUCUCUUACCCUUGCCGUACUAAUAACAUCUUAUGUUAUAAUUAUG